AUGCCGGAGUUCAAAGCUCAGAUUCCCAGCCAUCGCGAGUUCAAUGGUGGGGACCUCCUUGCUCAGACUCUCAAACAUCUCGGCGUGGAGGUAGCGUUUGGACUACACGGUGGACAUCUUGAUGCUUUCCUUCUCGGUGCCGACGAGAUUGGGAUCAAGCUGGUCGACACCAGGCAUGAGACUGUAGCUAUUCAGGCAGCAGAAGGAUAUAGCAAAGUGUCAGGGAAGGUUGGCUGCAGCUUCGUCACUGCCAAUAGCGGCUUCGCAAACAGCCUGGCUGGACUUGCAACAGCGUUCGCUGACAGAUCACCCAUUUUUGUCAUCACAUCAUCUCCUCCGCUCCAAGAUGCCGAAACCAACGCCCUACAAGGGUUCCACGACCAGGUCGUCAUUGCUAAGCCGAUCACGAAGUUCUGCCACCGGGUCACCAAUGUUGAAGAGAUCCCACGUCUGGUCUCGUACGGCUUCCGAGCAGCAAACACUGGCAUCAAGGGACCUGUUCUGAUCGACCUUCCCAUCGACGUCCUUUUCACCCCACCACAGAUGUCGAGGAUUGCUUAUGGUGCUGUGUCAGUUGCUCCUGCGUUCAACCCGGCGCCUGAUCCAGCGGCGAUUGACACAUUAAUCGAGGCGUGGAACAAGGCCAAACGUCCGGUUAUUAUCACCGGCACGGGCGCGGGAGGGACGGGCAAAGAGCUCACGAAGCUUGCCGAGACAACCCAUACCCCAUGCUUCUACUCUAACAAAUACAGCUUUUCCAUUCCACCGGACCAUGAGUUGAGAGAUGGAAUGGCGACAAGGUUGGCCGCCUUUGCUGGCGGACCCCAACCCGACUUUGUGCUACUUCUUGCUGCCCGCACGGGCUUCUUGCUGGGCGGCCGAAGCGGUGCGAUCAUUCCCAAUCAGAACUGCACACUUGCUCAAGUAGAUCUCGACGGGUCCGAGAUCGGUAAGAGCCAUCCCAUUGAGAUCGGUAUCGUGGCAGACGCGGGCUUGUUUUGUGAAGCACUCUUUGAGAAGAAAUCAAAGCUGUCUGUCUCCCGAAAUGAAGAAUGGAUCAGGGACUGCAAGGAUCACAAAUCUACAAUGUCGAACUACGUCGACCAAGGCCAAGUCAUGCCCGAUGGCCAACUUCAUCCAUACUUGGCCCACGAUGCGGUCAUGCGGGCUCUACCAAAAGACAGCAUCAUAAUCAUCGAUGGUGGAGAGGCAGGCCAGUGGUCUUGCAUGACGCUCGAAUCCGCCGAGCCUAAGAUUGCGAUGGUAGCGACAGGAUACCUUGGCCAUCUCGGGAAUGGAUGGGGGUAUAGUCUGGGAGCAGCAGUCGCCGACCCAAGCAGACUAGUUGUUAACAUGCACGGUGACGGAUCUGCUGGCUUCCACAUCCAAGAGCUUGACACCUUUGCUCGCUUUGGUCUCAACAUCCUCACCAUUGUAGCCAACAACUACGUAUGGGGAAUGUCUGGGAAUGGUCAACACCUCUUGUUCGGUGACAAGAUCAAAUCCCGACCAGCGGUACAGCUGUCAAAGCAGUGCAGGUACGACGUGGUCGCACAAGGAUUCGAUUGUGCCGGCGAAAUCGUUAGGGACUUUGACAAGAUUAAACCAACAGUCGAGAAGAUGUCCAAGAGUGGGAAACCUGGCUUGAUCAACCUGAUCGUCAGCUCGGAUCCGAUCACGCCAGCGACGAGGGGGAUGGUGGGGAUGAGUGAUGAUAAGAAUGUGAUUGUUGUACCUUAUUAUGACAACGUGCCCCGAGCGUACUACAAGGAUAGCGGAAAGGUUGCGAAUGGUCAGGCAUAG
Molecule: messenger RNA, 1803 nt
Organism: Saxophila tyrrhenica
Lineage: Eukaryota; Fungi; Ascomycota; Dothideomycetes; Mycosphaerellales; Extremaceae
Exons: 2
Coding region: 1-1803 (600 amino acids)
Biological process (GO): L-valine biosynthetic process
Cellular component (GO): acetolactate synthase complex
Molecular function (GO): magnesium ion binding; thiamine pyrophosphate binding; flavin adenine dinucleotide binding
Source: RefSeq, a predicted model, not a curated record